UGCGGGCUCGCUCUCCAAACUCCGCUCACCACAUAGACAGCUAGCCAGCUACUGCUAGCCCAGGCUAGCCAUUCCUCUACUAACAAACUAGCUCGACAACAAGCCGUUUUUAAACUUAAGAUCGGGCGCCCAUCCCGUUCGCGUUUUGAGAAGACAUUAGUUGUGUUGGGGCAUUAUAUACGGGAUGUUGAGGAAAAAACGGGAGCGAAUUAGACGGUAAAACAUACCGGCGUUUGCGGCAAAUCUGAGGUGCGCGGCUAGCUCACGUUAGCUGCUAACUUUUGGUGGUAUUUCUAGAGGAGCUACUGGCCAGAUAUUGACGGUUGUGGACGCGGCCGGGUACCUACUGUUGGGGUGCCUGUGUCAGUCACUGCAAAAGGUCCAUGACGAAGCCACGCCGUAAGAGCCAAGUGGCAUGGGGGGCCGGAGCUGGCAGCCGACGGUCCGAAGACGCCACCGGCUGUCGCCGGGGUGCACGGCAACCGCCGACGUCGCCCUACGGCCUGAAGACGUCCCCCACCCGGGACGGCCUGAGCUACUCCCAGACCCAGCGCGUGGUGGAGGUGGACCUGGACGGCAGGCUGCAUCGCAUCUCCAUCCUGGACCCCCUGGCGGUCAUCACGGAGGACGAGAUGAUGGCGCAGGACAUCGUGGAGUGUAACAGCAACAAGGAGAACAGCGAGCAGCCCUCGCCGCCGGCCAGCGGCCCCCAGGCGGUCCGCAAGCCCGCCACGCCCCGCGGCCGCAGGAAGGACCCCAAGAGCUCCUCCGUCAAGUCCUCGCCCUUCUCCAAGAACCACGGGCCCAACUCGCACCCCCAGACCCCCGACAAGGGGGGCCCCCACCAGGGCGGCGCCGUGGCGGCCCUCCCCGAGCCCACCUUCCGCCUGCUGGAGACGUUCCGGCCGGCGCAGGCCCCGCCCCUGCCCGCGGCGUACUACCGCUUCAUGGAGCGCUCGGCGGAGGAGCUGGAGGCGGAGGCGGAGUACGACAUGGACGAGGAGGACGCGGCCUGGCUGGAGAUGAUCAACGCGGGCCGCCGGGCCGACGGCCACCCCGGCGUCUCGGCCGACACCUUCGAGCUGCUGGUGGACCGGCUGGAGGAGGAGGCGUACCGCGAGGCGCGCAGCCGGGCGCCCUCGCAGAGCGCGGCGGACGACGACGACGCCUUCUGCUGCGUGUGCCUGGACGACGAGUGCCUCAACAGCAACGUCAUCCUGUUCUGUGACGCGUGCAACCUGGCCGUGCACCAGGAGUGCUACGGCGUGCCCUACAUCCCCGAGGGCCAGUGGCUGUGCCGCUGCUGCCUGCAGUCGCCGCAGAGGCCGGCCGAGUGCGUGCUCUGCCCCAACCGCGGCGGCGCCUUCAAGCAGACCAGCGACGGCCGCUGGGCGCACGUGGCCUGCGCCAUCUGGAUCCCCGAGGUGUGCUUCGCCAACACGGUGUUCCUGGAGCCCGUGGAGGGCAUCAAGAACAUCCCGCCCGCCCGCUGGAAGCUCACCUGCUACCUGUGCAAGCAGAAGGGACAGGGCGCCUCCAUCCAGUGCCACAAGGCCAACUGCUACAGGGCCUUCCACGUGACGUGCGCCCAGCGCGCCGGCCUCUUCAUGAAGAUCGACCCGGUGCGGGAGACCAGCGUGCACGGCACCACCUUCUCCGUCAAGAAGACGGCCUUCUGCGAGGUGCACUCGCCGCCCGGCCAGGAGGACGAGGGCUCGGACGAGGAGGCGGAGCGGGACAGCGAGGGCCGCGUGGUGGGCAGCCGGCGGCGGGCCAGCAGGGGGCGCAGCGCCUACUCGGAGCUCCCCACCACGCCGAAGCGCGGCCGGAAGGGCGACGGCGCCGGCAAGCAGGGCAAGAGGAAAGGGAAGAAGGGCGCCGGGGACGCGGUCCAGUGCCCCGCGUCGCCCGUGGCGACGGUGCCGCACAUACCGACCCCCAGGCUGAACAUAAUCUGCAAGGGGAUUCUCUUCCAGAGGAAGACCCAGUUCAUGCAGAGGAUGCACAACUAUUGGCUCCUGAAGCGCCAGUCACGGAACGGUGUUCCACUUGUUCGUCGGCUGCACACCAACGUCCAACCACAGAGGCCCGCUGAACCGCCCGAGGUGGAUGAGAAGGUUUCUGCAGCGGUGGAGGCUCUGAGGUACUGGCAGAAGCUACGGCACGACCUGGAGAAGGCGCGGUUGCUGGUGGAGCUAAUCCGCAAGAGGGAGAAGCUCAAAGGAGAGCAGGUCAAGGUUCAGCAGGCGACCCUGGAGAUGCGCCUGACCCCCAUGUUGGUGUUGCUGCGGGCCACCCUGGACCAGCUGCAGGAGAAGGACCUGGCCAACAUCUUCUCGGAGCCCGUGGACAUCAAGGAGGUGCCCGACUACCUGGACUUCAUCACCGCCCCCAUGGACUUCUCCUGCAUGCGCUCCAAGAUGGAGGCGCACGCCUACCGCUGCCUGGCGGACCUGGAGCUGGACUUCAACCUCAUGGUGUCCAACUGCCUCCUGUACAACGCCAAGGACACGGUGUUCCACCGCGCGGCACUCCGGCUGCGGGACCUGGGGGGCGCCGUGCUGCGGCACGCCCAGCGGCAGGCCGCCAACACGGGCCUGGACCCCGACACGGGGCUCCUCCUUGCCGAGUCGCCCCAGAAGCAGAACUUCUACAGCUGCACCUGGGAGGACGUGGACAGCCUGCUGGACCCGGCCAACCGGCUCCACAUGUCGGUGGAGGAGCAGCUGAAGGAGCUGCUGGACAAGCUGGACGUGGUGACCUCCCUGCGGGGCAGCGGCGCCCGCACGCGGCGCGUCCGCCUGCUGCGCCGCGAGAUCCACAACGUCCGCUUCCGCCAGGGACCGUCCCCCCGCCGCGCCCCGCUCAACGGCCGCCGCAAGGACCGCCACGAGAGCGACGACGACGACGACGACGGCGACGACGGCGUCGAUGUGAAGGAGGAAGAGGAGGAGGAGGAGCGGACGGCGAAGGGCGGAGCCGAGGCGAAAACCGACGGCGGGCGGUUUUCGUCGUCCUGCGAUAAAGAUGACCUCAAAUCCACGUCCCCGCCCACGCUGGAGCUCACCGGGCCGGCUCCGCCCCCUCGCCAGGAGGACACGCCCCUGGAGCCCCCCACCCUGCGGCCGAUCACGGGCGAGCCGCGCCACUGUAAGCGCCUCAAAAUGGACAGCGAGAGUUCCGACGGCGCAGGCGCCGCCGGCGACACGAACUGCGUUAAGAAGGAGGCGGAGGCGCCGCAGGUAACCCCGCCCCCUCUGCCCGCCCCCCCCGCCGCGCCACUGACCAACGGCGUGUCCCCGACCUGCGGCGCCCCCCCGCGGCCGCCCACCACCGGCGUGGGCCGCCGCACCUCGGUGCUCUUCAAGAAGGCGAAGAACGGACGGCGCCCCCCCCCCGACGGCCCCUCGCUCAACGGGAAGAGCGAGGCCCCCGAGGAGACGGCCUCCAGCGUCCCCCCCACCCCCACCUCCACCGUCAGCACCCCCUCCUCCACGCCCGCCUCCACCCCGUCCAAGACCCCGCUGAAGAGCCUCCCGGCCGCCGGGGACCCCGCCACGCCCCGCUGCUGCUGGGCCUCGGGGCCCGACAUCGGCUCGGACAGCGAGAUGGAGGGGACCCCCCUGCGGGCGUCGGAGACCGGUCUCUCCAACGGGCUGAACGGACACGGAGACGGCCGGCCCGACCCCCUCUGCCGGCCCGCCCCCCCCUCGCUACACAAGAACAUCACGCCUCUCAAGAGAAGCCUUGGCAAGCCGGCCUUGUCCAAGGUGCCCUUCCUGGAGGUCCUGAACGGAGACUGCCACUACACCGCCCCCGGCGACAGCAGCCAGGUGUCUGAGGAUGAGCUGGAGCCUCUGGACCUGGUCUGGGCCAAGUGCAGGGGGUACCCCUCCUACCCCGCGCUGAUCAUCGACCCAGAGAUGCCGGAGGACGGCGUCCUGCACAACGGCAUCCCCAUCCCCGUCCCCCCCAAGGAGGUGCUGCAGCUGGGGGAGGCCCGGCAGGAGGAGGCCGGGGAGAGGCUCUACCUGGUGCUCUUCUUUGACAACAAGCGCACAUGGCAGUGGCUCCCCCGCAGCAAGCUGUCCACCCUGGGCCGGGACCAGACGGCAGACAAGCUGCGCAUCAUGGAGGGCCGAAAGACCAGCGUCCGCAAGUCCGUCCAGGUGGCCUACGACCGCGCCCUGAUCCACCAGAGCCGCGUCAGCCAGCAGCACGCCUUCCUGGCCUCCAGCUACCUGUAGGGGGCGCCCCCGAGGCCUCCUCCACCCCCCCCCCCCCCCCCACCA
Messenger RNA from Gadus chalcogrammus (walleye pollock), 4292 nucleotides. It is a transcript of the gene brpf3b, whose product is annotated as bromodomain and PHD finger containing, 3b. Gene Ontology annotation, molecular function: protein binding. Gene Ontology annotation, biological process: regulation of transcription by RNA polymerase II. Gene Ontology annotation, cellular component: MOZ/MORF histone acetyltransferase complex. The record is from RefSeq and is a predicted model, not a curated record. Lineage: Eukaryota; Metazoa; Chordata; Actinopteri; Gadiformes; Gadidae.